Notechis scutatus (mainland tiger snake) is the source of this 1304-nucleotide messenger RNA. It is a transcript of the gene GINS3, whose product is annotated as GINS complex subunit 3. Lineage: Eukaryota; Metazoa; Chordata; Lepidosauria; Squamata; Elapidae. Gene Ontology annotation, cellular component: GINS complex. Gene Ontology annotation, biological process: mitotic DNA replication initiation. The record is from RefSeq and is a predicted model, not a curated record.
CGCGCAGGCGCACGGGCCGCUGAAAGGCUCGGAAGGCGCCAUGGCUGACCCCUACGCGCCGGUGGAGGCCGCGCUCGGCCCCGACGAGAACUUCCUUUCGCUGGCCGACAUCCUUAUGUCGCAGGAGCGGCUGCCGUGCCGUGCCGAGGUCGCCUGGCCUCGUUUGGCUGCCUUCCUAGCCAGGGCCGACGCGGCCGCUGCGCCCGGCAAGGCGCUCCCGGAGGGUUCAAAGUUGGAAAUCCCUCUCUGGUUGGCCAAAGGCUUGUAUGACAAGCGGAGGAUUCUUUCUGUGGAGCUACCAAAGGUGUACAAGGAGAGCUGGCGGACAGUGUUUAAUGCGGAUGCCAGUGUGGUUGACCUGCAUAAAUUGGGGCCAUAUUACUAUGGAUUUGGGUCCCAGUUACUCAAUUUUGACAAUCCUGAAAAUACUGAAUUAGCUCAGUCCAUACUACAGACAUUUAUUGGCCGUUUUCGUCAUAUCAUGGACUCUUCCCAGAAUACUUUCAAUGAGGACACAUCUGCAUUGGUGGCCCGGCUGGAUGAGUUGGAGCGGGCCUUAUUCCAGACUGGUCAGAAGGGACUCCAAGACUUCCAAUGCUGGGAAAUGGGUCAGGCCUCCCAAAUCACAAUAUCUAGCCUCAUCCAGAAUUACAAAAAGAGAAAAUUCACUGACGUGGACAGCUAAGAUCACAAAGAGGCCUUGUAGGAAACGUGGAUUUUGUGGAUACUUGGGUUCAAGCACUGAGAAGAACCAAUGUUCACUUAUCCAAUUAAAAUUAUUUCCAGUAGUAAUUUGAGAUAGGAUGCCAAAUAAUGUUCUGACUCUGAAUGAAUAGAUACAGCAGCAGCAACAAAUUGCUUUGGGGAAUAACAUUUCAAUGUUUCUAUUUAGAUUUUUGUUGUAAUAAUUUAAAGAAGGACUUUAGAAAUGCAUGGAAUAAUUAGCUAUUGUCCAGCAAGUUUUCUGUAGCAGUAAUUGAAACGUAAGCAUAUAGCUAUCUUUUUUUAGUCCCAGUUUCCUGUUACUUGCCAGUCAAGUGGCCUUUCUGAGGACCAUCAGAACAGAUCCAAGGAGUGUAGCCUGUGUCUUCGCACUCACAAAGGUGAUUAGAAAUGCGGCCUUCUUAGAAGAAAGUCUCUGAGCUGCAGUUCUGUGACUACAUCCAGGGCCUGAGGGCAAACAGUUCUCUCUGUUAAAAAGCUGCCUCUUGGGGUUUCAUAGUCAAUCCCAUCAUCAUUAAAAUUAUAUGUUGUCAGACUCCCAGCCACUUUGGGCAGUUGACCCUUGUUAAAAAUACUUAAAA